Molecule: messenger RNA, 3332 nt
Organism: Lagopus leucura (white-tailed ptarmigan)
Lineage: Eukaryota; Metazoa; Chordata; Aves; Galliformes; Phasianidae
Product: ectonucleoside triphosphate diphosphohydrolase 8
Exons: 10
Coding region: 1267-2748 (493 amino acids)
Biological process (GO): nucleoside diphosphate catabolic process
Cellular component (GO): plasma membrane
Molecular function (GO): UDP phosphatase activity; GDP phosphatase activity
Source: RefSeq, a predicted model, not a curated record
CCUCGGCGAGGCUUGGCUGUGGGGAGAUUGAUGCAGGGGUGAGGUGGGAGGCAGGUGAGAGGGUGCCGUGGUUCGUGGCUCAGGUGCCUUCAGUGCAUGCAGGGGAUGUGGAAGGCACUGCUGGACCUUGUGUUGGUGGCAGGGUGGGAGGUUGGGUGCUGCUCUGCCUGGCAAGGGGACUCCUAGCUUGCAUAUCCCCCCUUCCUUGUAACAUUAAGAGCCCUUUUGACCCCAAAUCCCACAUGUGCACAGCAACACAUCUUCCCAAGCAGCACAUAGUUUAUGGCCAGCAGUGCCCAUGAGUCUGAACUUUGAGGCUCCCCUCCUUCCUCUCAAGAGACUCUGCAAGGGGCUGUCAGCAGCUGUCAGCACUUUGCUGUGUCUGGUCACAUACCAACCGGUGCAGGAGCAGCUCAAGCAGCAUGCACAGCUGCAAGCUUUCUGCACACUGAAACAUCUGGGCAUUGCUCCUUGUGGAGCCAUACAGCAGCAUGGCUUGACUGCAGCUCUGAAGGCAUCGUCAAGGCCACCCUUCUAUCCCUUCCGCUUGUGCCCCAAACCUGCUGUACAAGGGUGCUGUGCCAGACACAGUAGCACAAAACAGCCUGAAGUGCCACAGAAAUUCUGGGCAGAUCCAUCGGCUUCUCACACCCUUCCCUCUUUGUUUUCUGCUUGCUUGCUCCUUCCCCAUGCUCCACUCUCCUCCCCUGUCCCUGCAGACUCAGUGCUGCCUGCAAUUGUUGCCUGCUGCUAAGAUAGAAAUUUGGCCUUACCGAGGGCAGGUGAAGGUGUUUUGACAUGGUGCAAUUUAUCACCGUCGCACACUGCCUGGGGCAGAAUUUUCCAAGAUGUGUGCUGCUAUUGGGACCUUUUCCUUUGCUGUUAAACCAGGAGCAAGGGAAGCACUUCUCAGCUGCAUGGUUACAUCUGUGCAAACCAGCAGGGCUAAUAGGUCUGGAGAUGGCACAAUAGAGUUCAUCACCUUGCAUAUGAUAUCUUCUGCCCUUCAUUACCGUAUGGGGCAGGGCUCUUGGCCAUAGGAUAAGGUCUGAUAAAGGUUUCCUGUCCCACGUCCCUUGUCCCAUGACGUGGAACAGAAAAGAACGUUAUCCAUUAUACAUAGCAUGUCCUAUAGGGCACUGGUCACCCUCAUUUAUCACUGGAGAUAUCAACUGAAACAGGAAUCGCCGUCUUUUGUGACUUUGCCAAAGGUCUUCCUUUCCUAUUAAACUGCUGACCUGGACUGGCUACAAGGUUGGAAGAGGAAUGGAGUACAAAGCCAAGGUCAUUGCAGGUCUCCUGGCAGCCACCUGUGUCUUUAGCAUCGUUGCCCUCAUACUGAGUGCUGUAAAUGUGAAGGAUGUGUUGCUGCCUCCUGGCACUAAGUAUGGCCUGGUGUUCGACGCCGGCUCCACGCACACGGCUCUCUACGUCUACCAGUGGCCUGCAGACAAGGAGAACGGCACGGGCAUCGUCUCCCAGAUGGAGUCCUGCAUUGUGAAUGGAUCUGGCAUCUCCAGCUAUGCAGAUGAUCCCACUGGAGCUGGUGCCAGUCUGAAGCCCUGCCUGGACAAGGCCAUGGCAGUCAUCCCUGCAGAGCAGCAGUGGCAGACACCCACCUACCUGGGGGCCACAGCGGGGAUGAGGCUGCUGAGGGAGCAGAACAGCACAAAGGCUGAGCAGGUCUUUGCUGAGGUCACCAAGGCCAUUCGUGAGUACCCUGUGGACUUCCGUGGAGCUCAGAUCCUCACCGGGAACGAGGAGGGCUCCUUUGGCUGGAUCACUGUCAACUACCUGCUGGACACACUUAUCAAGUUUUCCUUCGCAGGAAAAUGGGAACAUCCACAAAACACUGAGGUCCUGGGAGCUCUGGAUCUUGGAGGAGCCUCAACACAAAUAACCUUCCAGCCUGGAGUCACCGUUGAAGAUAAAAACACGUCUGUCCUCUUCAGGCUGUACGGCACCAACUACUCACUCUACACCCACAGCUACCUGUGCUAUGGGCAGAUGCAGGCCUUGAAGAGGCUGAUGGCAGCUCUCCAUCAGGACAGCCGGUACGCCCAGCAGAUAUCACACCCCUGCUACCCCAAGGGAUACCAGGAGAACAUCACCGUAGCAGAGCUCUACGACAGUCCCUGCGUCCCCAUUCCAAGCACGCUCAGCCCUGCACAGAUCCUCACAGUAACAGGGACGGGGAACCCGGCGGCGUGCCGCACCGCCAUCCUGAAGCUCUUCAACUUCACCUGUGGGGCCAACAGGACGUGUGGGUUCGACGGGGUCUAUCAGCCACCUGUGAGGGGACAGUUCUUUGCCUUUGCUGGGUUCUACUACACCUUCUCCUUCCUGAACCUGACCAGCCAGCAGUCUCUAAGCCAUGUCAAUGCCACAGUCUGGGACUUCUGCAACAAGAACUGGUCCAAGCUGGUGGAGACCUUCCCAGACAAUAAGGAGCACCUACACACAUACUGCAUGGUGGGACUUUACAUCUUAACACUGCUGGUCGAUGGCUAUAAGUUUGAUGAGCGCACGUGGAGCAACAUCCACUUCAGCCAGAAGGCAGGAAACACAGAUAUUGGCUGGACGCUGGGCUUCAUGCUGAACCUCACCAACAUGAUCCCCACGGAGGCUCUGGAACACAUCAAGGGGCAGCAGCCCAGUCUGUGGGCAGGAGCCAUCUCCUUCAUUGUGCUGGCUAUAGUUACAGGCCUGGUGGCAAUUCUCCUCCAGUGUUUCUGGAAAUCCAAGUAGCUCCAAGUAGCUCCAAGAAGCCUACGGGCACCCUGCCUUCUAAACCAGGCAGGGAGGGUGGUGCAAGAAAAGGUGGAAGCAGGAGAGGGAAGAAGGCAUUAAGCCCCACCUCCACUGCUCAUGAAGUCUUAUUGAACCACAUCUGUAAAGACAUCAAAGGCAUCUUGAGCUCCCUACAAACCUCAACGAGGAAAUGAUGCCAGAAACCUCUUCAAUCUGGCUGACAAAGGCCAAACUGAGAUGUGGCGGCCAUAAGAAUUCAAGCUAGAAAUAAAGCCCUUUUUGUUUUUCAAAUACAAAGGUCACUAACAAGUCUAGCAGAGCUUCCAUCCCUCAGCACUUCCACACCUGCUGGGUUGGCUCUCCCAGCUGCAGCUGUGGAAGGCAAUGGGUGCUGGAGAGCAGUGGUGGCCACCUAGGCUCUGGGGAGAGGACUGGCAUUUUCUGUAUCCUGUCUUGUAUAAGAUGUGCAAGAUUUCUGUAGUAUGUGGUAGAAUAUCUUUCCAAGGACAGACUGUCAGCUGUCUGUAAGUUAUUUACAAUCAUAUCUCAGCAAAAAAAAAUACAAUUGGAACUUGAUUUAA